UGCACUCGCAGGGAAGCAUCUGUGACGUCACUGACAAGCAGGAGGUACAUCCUGAGGUUCCCAGCGCUGGAGACACUGAUGCUGGAUGACAACAAGCUCUCCAGCCCCAAUUGCUUUGCCAGCCUGGCCGGGCUCAGAAGACUGAAGAAGUUAAGCCUGGACCAAAACAGGAUUUUCCGGAUCCCGUACCUACAGCAGUUUCAGCACCGAGACAGGUCAGGGGACUGGGUUGGAGGCAGGGGGAGUCCCCAGAAAGAGCCCCAUUCCAUGAGACAGCCCAAGCCGUGGAUGUUUGAGGUCUCAGACGAGCAACCAGAUUAUACUGUACUGCCCAUGAAAAAGGAUGUUGACCGGACAG
Leptonychotes weddellii (Weddell seal) is the source of this 358-nucleotide messenger RNA. The record is from RefSeq and is a predicted model, not a curated record. Lineage: Eukaryota; Metazoa; Chordata; Mammalia; Carnivora; Phocidae.